AGCGGAGAAGCCGACACUUCGGCUGGCGCGUGGAGUUGAAUAUGACUCGUUUUUCUGAGAUAUCUCGACGUUUUUAUCUCAAAAACUCAGUUACUCCAUUUGAAGAAGACUCCACUCAUGAGUUUAAGGGUCACAGAAACAUAAGUGCAGAGGAGGUUCCACCAUGGUGUUAUAUUCCAGGAACAGACAGGCGAUCACGAAAGGCGGUAUCAAGGUAGUUAUACAUUCAAGUUUAUCCUCAGAAAUAUCUCCAUAGAUGUCACAACAGUACACUUAUUUCAAUAUUUUGAUUUUAUACUUAACGGAAUAAAAAGGUUGAUAAUGUGUCAUGAACCGUGGUAUGGUGGGGUCAGCAAAUUAUUGUUAUAUGACAUGUAAACUUAUAUUUACAUAGGCUGUAAAAACCGGUAAAACUGGUCGUGACAGGAACUCUUGCGCGACUGUCACAUGAUCGUCCACUUUUUUUUAAAGCUUAAAAUAGAUUUGCAUGUGUUAAGUAUCCAUUCAGGCAGCUGGUAUGUCGGCUGAUAAUGUUUGUGGCCGAGAAAUUGUCUGAAAAUUGAACAUUUUGGCUGUUAAUUUUCGCAUGUGAACAGUAAAUUUUGUUUACUUUUUUGCACUUUCCUGAAAGCCGCAAUUGAGAUCAGCAUUUAAAUGUCACUAUCACUCAUUAUCUUUUUCCAUGAAAGUGAUAAAUGUGAAAAAGUGAAGCUCAUUUGCUGAUUUUUUCCCACUGGCAAAAGUAUGGGUGAUAAUAGUUGUUAUUAUGUAGCUGGCAGCGCCUGUGGGCAAUAUAAAGCGAAUCCUGUGUUCUGAUAUCGGUUGGCUACCUGAGCAGACUAGAUUGGCCCGCCUUGCCCACUCAGGUUUUCUUGCUGAGAUCCUACACAAAAAAAACAAUGGGUUGAACAGACUUACAAAGUUCAUAAUUUUUGGACAACAUUGGCGAUGGAGUUGCAGAUUCAAAAGGACAGAAGACAGUCAAAACAAAAAAAUUAAGGAUCCCAGUGGGUUUACUGUGCUGACAAUUACAUAUGUAAAUUUUCAAAAGACAAGAUAGUCUACAGUAUUUUAGAUAUUUGUGUAAGUAUACUAAACCGGAAGCUCAUCUUUUUUCAUACCAGUUUUAGUUAAUUAGGUAGGGUCAGCGGUCAGUGGUCAGCAAGAAAGAUGGCAGUAAAUUUUGAGCUUCAUUAAAUUUACAGCGAAUUUAGCUUAUCAAAGCUGCAUUUUCCUCUUUUUUCUUCUUUUUUAUACAUACCAUUACGGUUGGUCUAACAACAGAAGAAUGCAAGAAUUUGUUGGAGAAGGCUCUAGAGCCUCUAUGCAAAUCAAUUGAUGAAGUGAAGAUGUCUACCACCACUGCAAACUCUAAUUAUAACCUUGACUACUAUAAAAAAUGUCAACGUGGCUCCGCUAGCCCCCAUGGUUAUUCCAGGCAGCCAGCACUCUAACUUUUACUUUUAAUAUUUUCAUUGUUGUAAUUCAUUUUUGAGCAAGAGUGAGUACAAUAAAGAGUGAUCGAUUGAUUGAUUGAAAAAAAAUUUGUGAAAUACUGCAUAACAAACUGAACCACUGACCUUUCUCAGUUUUUUUUUUAUUUUGGAUAAUGCAUUAUUGCUUGUAUUUGUUUUUGGGGAUCCAUGUGACAUCUCCUAGCUGAAUUUUUUUAACAGCUAAGGAGAGAGAGCUGGGAGGUGGAGAAUUUGAACCUUGCCAGGGUGGGGUGUGGAAUUUGACCCAGAACUGUCUAGCCUUUCCAACAGAAUAAACAUGUUUUAUCUUUUAAUAUUAUGGUGUUCACUUUCUCAAGCAGAUGGCUUGAGGAGAAGGAAGAAAGUCACAAAACAAGAAAAGUAGUGGUGGAUAAUCUUGCCUUUUACAAAAGAAAUAAUGAUCAAAUCUGGCACUUGGGUGGGGCAUUUGAACACAAUUUUGGCCAGAGAGGAGGAGGAGAAUUUGAAAAAAAAUCAGUCUUGAUCAAGGCAUUAUUUCAUGAACAUAAUUACCCAAUGUUCCUUCUUUUCAGGAAUAUCAAUGGGUUUUUAAAUACUGGUAAAGGUGGUACCAUUUAUCUUGGGAUUGUGGAUGAAGGCAAGGUGAAAGGCUUACUGCUCACACAAUAUCAGGUGAGAAAAAUUGAAUUUGAAUUUGCAAUGUCAGUAAUGAUUAAUGUUGAGCAAGGACUCUGUAAUUGACCUCUGACUUUUGAUAAUAUUAAUUGUUUUGUCUUUAGAGAGAUCAUGUCAGAAUUGCAGUAAAGGAUGCCUUGAGUAGAUACACUCCUCCUGUUCCUGAAGAAUGCUAUAAAGUAAGCUGUUGGCAGGAUCGAUCUUGUGAUCAUUAAUUCUUGAAGCUCUGCUUUGAUUUUCUCUAGGUGAUAAGGAUUAGCUAUCAGAGUUAAACAGAAAUGAAACAUGUUGCAACUGUAGACAACAAUUCUUUAUUUAUUUUAUGAUAUCAAGGUUGAGAUUAUACCAGUCAUUGAUUCUGAAGAAAAAGUAGAUGAGUCAACGGCGUUCCUUGAUCUUCAAGAUGAUAGGUCAGUUUGUAUGAGAUUUCUGCACAAAAUGUUCAAUGUGGGGAAUUAUUUAAAAAUAGAGAUUAGAGGUGUGAUUUUCUUUUGUAACUUAACAAUAUGUUUACAUGUACCCAUAAACUGACAACCCUAUUGAGAAGUCCUGUGCUUACACAAAUUGAAAUGUUAAUUUUCAGUAUUCUAGCUUGUUUUGAGUAUUAGUGGCCAAUUCAUUUUACAUCUCCAGUGCCAGGGAUUUGACUAUCACUCUCCAAUUUUAAGAAACUGAGUACAUCAAACUGCAAACUGUGUUACAUGCUGUGUAAGUCAUGCAGGUAGUGAAGGGGUUAAACUAUUCCACCAAUGGGGUAACAAAGAUGUUUUUUGAUAGAAAAUGUCUAGAAAAGUGCCAAAAUUUAAUAUUGCUGGGUGAAGAUCACAAUUAUGUGCAAAAUACCACAUAUAAAAACAAAGUUUACCUAAUUUUUGAAUAUAAUUAAAUCAUAUAAAUCAAGCAAGACUGCAGCAUCCUAGCCAUAAUGCAUUUACAUGUAUGUGUAAGUUCUAUGGUGUUGACAAACAUUGAACUGUCAACAACAGUAACAUCAGAUCAUGUACUCCCUGUUCACCGUAGUUGCAAUGAAGUGGACAGUAACCGCUUGAGGCCACACAUCCUCAGGACAUCUGAUUUCUGCUGGUGUGAUAGCCAUGCAAAGGAACAAUUUUCUGAGGUAAUUGAGUAUAUUUAGGAGACACUGUACACUUACAAGAUAUUUUUUACUUUCAUGAGUUAAUUUUUUCCUGGUUAUUUUCAUUCAUUUUCAGUUUUUGAUAUUUCGUUUCAAUUAAAAAAAAAAAAACUUUUUUGCAAGUAAACUUUUAUUGCUUGAGAGGGGAGUUUUAAUCUUUAAAAAGGAAUUCCCUUCAAAGACAAUUGCAGUUUUAACAUAAAAUGCCAACAAAAUUACUAUUAUAUAAUAUUUAGUAAAAUGUCACUAAGCCAAAGUCACUUACAUGUACCAAGUGUGUUUACUGUUAAGAUUACUUACAAAAUUAAAGCAUAGACAAGAAAUUGUUUUUCUAUUGCUGCCCUUUCCAUUUCAAUGGGAAGAAAUAAAUAAAUGGGAAUUAAACAAUGGACAUUCCACUCCUGGCUCCUCUUGUCCAUUGUCUCCAGAUCAAAAUUAAUUGGAAUUUGUGGUGUUGGUUUUUGUGAGGGAAAGAAAACUCAACCCACAUGUGAUGCCAAGUCUGUGAAUUGAAGCUGAACCACAGUAGCAGAAGGUAAGCGCUGUCACCACUGUGCCACCCUUGCUCCCCCCCUCUCUUUAUAUGGUUGAGAUUACUGUGUUUCCUUUCAAAAAUAAAAUAUAGACAAGGAAUUUCUUUUUCUCUUGUUUCUCUUUCCAGUUAAAUUAAAUCUUGAAAUUUUUAAAAUUUUGUUUGUUUGUUUGUUUUUUUCAGGGAUUCCCUCCCUCUCUCUAUGUGGUUGAGAUUACUGUGUUUCCUUGGAAAAAACAGCAGCUUAAGAUAGAGAGAGGCCGUAUUCAAUUUGACCUCCAUCCUGUGUAUGAAGACGAGGAGGGCAAAUGUCACUUUAGAAGACAAGCAAGCUUAGUUCAGGUAAGUUGAAGUGUGUACUACAUUUAAUCAUGUAAUCUUCAAAAUUAAUAAGAUAUCUAAAGUUUCCUUCCUGAUCUGUCUUGUUGAAUUUUUACCCCUUUUCUUCAUUUUGCUUGGGUGUUAUAUGUACUUGGAAGUUACUAUUUUGGUGGUGAGAAAGACACUCUUAUCUGAAUUUUUCCCUUGCAGUAUUCAGUUCAAGAAGUGGUGGAACUUACAAAAGCAGAAAUAAAAAAUCACUUUAUGCCUUUGCUGUUAAGGUAUUUAUGUGACUGAAGUUGAAAUGAUUUCAGAAAAUUUACAUUAAUUUUCUCACUAAUUUUUCUUAAAUGUUUUGUAGAUUACCAGAUAAUAACUUUUCAGAUCAUUUUUCAAUAAUAACUACAAAUCUGAUAUGAAGUAAAAAGCAACUUACUUGAUAUAUUCUUUCAAAAUUGAACAUGUAAUUGACAUCUAUGUGCAUCUUGGAGAGGUAACUUAGAUUUUAGAGUUACUGUUUGUUAUUUGAGUUCUACAUUGCACAGAAUGUAAUCUAAUGUCCAGAUUGCAUGGCUCAAUAUUUAUGUUAGAUAAUACAUGUAGAUACAUUUUUACUUUGACAAAAAAAUUAUAGAUCGAGUGUAUUCUGCUGCCUUUUGCAACCCCAGGCUCACAUUGUCCAAAAAUUAAGGAAUUUUUUCUUUCUUGCACGGGAUCAAAUUGGGCAAUCCUUAGCAGCCAAGAUGGACCCAUCUAGCCUGCUGUGGUAGGUAGGAUUCACUUCAGCUUGCCAACAGGCACUGCCAGCGAUAUAGUAAGAUGACAAUAUUAAAUCAUUAGCCUGUAAGUGUCGGGUGACUUAUCUUUUUCUUCAUCUUUCUCUUUAGUCUCAGAGAUGAGAUGAAAACCAUCCGAGAUAGGCACAAAUUACACAGCUGACAAUUGCCAGGAGCUCAAGUUCAAGAAAGAAUGUUGCAGCCAGGAUGCUUCUCAAUACUUCAUUUUGCAGUUUCCUUGGAGGUUCACUUAAGACAGCCAUCAACAAAAGUGGAAUUGUUUAGGCACAGUUACAAUGGCUUACAAAUCUACAUGUACCUUUCUUAGUAGAGAUGAAACAGUUUAUGUGGAGAAUAGGUCACAUGUUACUAGUGGGCAAAGUUGUGAACAGUGUAUCAACUGAAAUCCCCUCAUCAAGAGGGUUUAGUUCUGAAUGAUUUAAAGCAUUUGGAAAUACAAUUUACAGCAUAGUAAUUUUGACAUGAAUGACCUUCAAAUCUUUAUGGAUGUACUUCUUUUCAAGCUCCUUGAUGCUUUGAUCAUGGCUCUAAGUUGUAAUGGAAGCUCUUGGAGAUUUUGGUCAAACUUUGUUUUUUGGUUGUUUGUUUUGUUUUACUCAAGAAUCUUCACACAGCCCAAAUUAGUAAAUCUGGCUAUCAUACAAGAGAUUUGCAGUAGUAUUUUUACCAAAAAGCUUUGUUUAAAUUUUAUUACUUUUUUUGAAAUGUAAAUAGAGAGAUGUACCAUUAAAUGUAUAAACUGCAUGUAAAAAAAAUUGGUCUGACUCAUAAAUUUUGAAUCCUCAGUACACGUAGGGCAAAUUGACCAUGUGCUUAUCAUCAAAAAUUUUCUGUACUUACUGAAACUGCACUGCGCAAAAUUCAUGGCAAUGGAAUGAACAACUCCACAUCAUGUUGAAAUAGGUACAAUUCACUUUCAUUCCUCAAUGGCAUAGGUGACACAAGUUGAAACUUAAAUAACAUAUGAUUACAAAAGUUACACAAUAUAUGAUAUAGAGAAAUAACAAACAUUAGAGAAAGAGGAC
Molecule: messenger RNA, 5942 nt
Organism: Pocillopora meandrina
Lineage: Eukaryota; Metazoa; Cnidaria; Anthozoa; Scleractinia; Pocilloporidae
Source: the annotation of a GenBank genome assembly